This is a messenger RNA of Engraulis encrasicolus (European anchovy), 1959 nucleotides long. RefSeq names its product serum amyloid A-like 1 (gene saal1). The record is from RefSeq and is a predicted model, not a curated record. Gene Ontology annotation, cellular component: nucleoplasm. Bases 112 to 1638 code for a protein of 508 amino acids. The transcript has 12 exons. Gene Ontology annotation, biological process: positive regulation of synoviocyte proliferation. NCBI's taxonomy places the organism in Eukaryota, Metazoa, Chordata, Actinopteri, Clupeiformes, Engraulidae.
AGCAAACCGCGCGCGACAACGUGCGGAACAACAAGACAAGACGCCUUCAAGCAGUUUGGAGUGUGGACUGCAUAUCAGACAUGUUACUCUGAUAAACAUAAGCACCGCAUUAUGUCUGAUUCCGGGGAAUUUAGCGACUCGUCGCCAGAGAUGGAUCGAAACCCCUCGCCACCUCCGGAAAGCGAGGAAGCCGAGUCUGCUGGCGAGGAUGCAGUGGAUGCUAUCGGUGCUACAGUGUAUAGUAAACACUGGCUCUUCAGCACAUUGACCAAACUCAUACAGACAGUAACCGAGCAAAACUCGGCUGAUACACAAGACCCAGCUGAGCUGUCAGAGGAACAGGAAGAUGAGCUAUGUAAAGUCUGGGACAUGGCCAUGGACCAGGAUGUGUCCGGAUUCCUCCAGGAGUUCAAGGCCCCAGACAUCCUCUUGGGUGUGAUUGCCAAGUCACAGUGUCCACGACUCACUGAGAUCUGUGUGGGCAUCCUUGGUAACAUGGCCUGUUUCCACGACACAUGCUUGGAUCUCAGUCAGAAUGAAGAUCUAGGAGCGGUACUGCUGUUGCUCCUCGGAGACGCAGAUCCCCCUACUCUUCUAGAGACAUGCAGGCUCCUGUUGACCUGCAUGUCUCAAGCUGAUGUCGCCCCCUUGUGGCUGGAGAGGUUCCACCAGCAGCCCUCCCUCUGCCCCAGCCUCUUAUUCAUCAUGAGCAGCUCCACCAAUGUGGAUCUGCUGGUGAAGGUGGGGCAGCUGGUGGAUAAGCUGUUUGAUGAGGACGAGGGCCUGAUGGGGAGCUGGCUGUGUGGUGCUCACGGCGGAGCCUCCAGAAGCCACCAUGGCGGUGGCGGCGGUGACAGCAGCGGUGACAAUCACCACAAUGAGGACGAGGACGACGACGGCAGCGGGGAUGAGCCCCGGCCAGACGUGCCGACCUCUCUGUUAGAGGCUGCCAAGCAGCUUAGGUCUGAAAGUUGUGAGGGUCUAGAGGUCUACCUGCAUGCCAUCCAGCUCCUGACCACAGUUGACGAGGGCAUACAGGCCUUGGUGUGUGAGCAGGGUGCGGGUGCUGCGGUGUGGGCCUUCCUGUGUGCGGUGGUGUGUGAAGACCUGUGCCAGCCGGAUGAGCCUGCCCUCUGCCUGCAGGAGCAGAAGUCUCUCCUGGGCCCUGCUCUGGCCACACUGUCGGCCCUCCACGCCUGCCAGGGCCCACACUUCACUGUCAACACAGAUGUAAGCUUAGUGGGCAGUGUCCUGCGAAUCCUGCAGUACCACAGAGACAUGCAGCAGAUCAGCCAGCAGGAGGCGCAAUCGCACCCUGGAGGCCAGCCAUCAAGUCAGGAGGGAGGGGACGAGGGAAAGGGAGAAGACCGGCCACGAAGAGGAGAGGACGAGCAGCUGACUGCCCUGCUGGAGUGCACUUGUGAACUUCUGGCCAGCAUCCUCGCUGGGAUCUCCAGGGAUGAAGUGAAUGAGCUGGUAAAGAGAGGUCUGCUGACUGAGAAGACCUGCUCCUGUGCAGCCCAAGAUCUCCUCCCCCAACACACUGCUGCGGUGGAGCACCUGGCCAGUGUCUUGGCUGACGUCGAGCCUAAACUAGCAGAGUCUCUCAAGUCUUCUUCAAAGCAAGCUCAGUCUUGAGGUCUGAACCACCAUCAUAUCAGACCAUCAACACACACACACACACACACACACACACACACACACACACACACACACACACACACACACACACACACACACACACACACACACACACACACACACACACACACACACAGUGCACACAUUUUAUGAACCCUGUCCAGUCAGACAUGGACCUUGAGAAGCACUGGCAUCAGUGAAAUGUUUGUCUCCAUUCCUCAGCUAUGGAAUCGCUAACUAUUGGACUGUAUUGGGAUUGAUCUUUUGUAUGGGGUUGAAAUUAUUUGUUGAAAUAAAUUUAUUUUUUUCUGCUUUUUA